GCCUGCGCGACACGAAACAGCCGCCGCGAGAUAGUUCAUAAUCGCCCGUGGUUCGCGACGGAUCGAUCGAGGGAUCGCGCGCGCGAGUGUGAAAACUCCGCGCGAAACCUCCUUGCUCUCACAAUUCUCAUUUUCGCGUGCAAAAAAAGAGGAUAAGGAGAAAAAGAAAGAGCAAGAGAGAUAGAGAAAGAAACAGAGAAAUCGCGGAGAGGAAGAUCACUGUUUCCGCUCUCCUUCCUUCUGUUCCCCGGGAAGACGAGAGAACGUCGGCGAGACAACGGCGGCCGAUUCGUCGUGAAAUCACUCGAGGAACAUGAUCCGCGUGGACGAGUCAGAUCCAGUAGGAGAGAUCGAGCCCAGCUUCCCCUAUAGAGAUGUAACGAUACGCCGAGGUGUCGAGUUCAAGGACGAUUAUGACAUCCAGUCGGAGCUCGGACGGGGAAAAUUUGGAAUUGUUUACCGAUGCAAGGAGAGAACGAGCGGUUUGAUGCUCGCCGCGAAAGUGGUGAACGUCAUGAAGAAAGAGGACAGACGCGCCGUGCAGAGAGAAGUGGACAUCAUGCGACGUUUACAGCAUCCACGGUUGAUUCAGCUGUACGACGCCAUUGACGCGGGGAAACAGAUAUAUGUCGUUCUAGAAUUGAUCGACGGCGGCGAGCUCUUUGAGAGAGUGAUAGACGACGAUUUUGUACUGACGGAACGCAGCUGCGCCGUCUUUAUGCGGCAGAUAUGCGAGGGAAUAGAAUUCAUGCAUAGUCAAAAGAUCUUGCAUCUCGAUCUAAAACCAGAGAACAUCUUGUGCCUGACGAAGGAAGGUAAUAGAGUCAAAAUCAUCGAUUUCGGUCUAGCGAGAGAAUAUGAUCCGAGUAAGAAACUGCAAGUGUUGUUCGGAACACCUGAGUUUGUUGCCCCGGAAGUCGUAAACUUCGAUCAAAUUGGAUUCGGCACUGACAUAUGGAGCAUAGGUGUUAUUUGUUACGUAUUAUUGUCCGGUUUAUCACCGUUCAUGGGCGAUACGGACAUAGAGACAAUGGCGAAUGUCACUAUUGCAAAAUACGACUUUGAUCACGAGGCGUUCGCCGAGAUCUCGGAAGACGCGAAAGAUUUCAUAAGAUGCCUUCUGGUGAAAGACAGAGAAAAGCGAAUGACGGCGGCGCAGUGCCGGGAGCACCGCUGGCUGGCGCGAAAAACGAGCAGGCCCAAGAGCGAGAAGGAGAUCGCGGGAUUGGCGGCGGCCAAACGGAUGGCCUUCAUCGAGAACCGUCCCGUGCCCGUCGGUGUCGUCGACGAUAACGGCAGAGAGGAGCUGGACGUCACCAAGGACAAUCUCAGACUGUUCGUCGAGCGUUGGCGGGAGCAUCCGGACAGCCCGUACACGAUCGUCGACUCGUAUCACUCGUUGCCGAGGAAUCCGCUUCGCCAUCGCGACGAAUCCGUGUCCCUGCGGGGUCACAGCCCCUCUCCCUGCGACAGCCUUCGCAGCAGCAGCACGCAGUCGGAGAUGGUGACGACGGACCCGACCGCGAGAGACAAUUCCAGCCACCUGUUGUCCGUGCCGAGUCUCAGCUUGUCCUUGGAGAGGAGAGCUUCCGAAGGUACGGCCGCGCGAAACCGUCGUGAUCCCGCCAGCCAGAUCGCUCUGGCCGAGGAGAUCAUCAAGCUGUCCGAGCACCUGCGCUCGAUCGCCAUGGGAUCUGCGCGGAUGAACGAGGGAAAUAACGGGGCCACGACGGAAGCUGCGCCGCGAUCCAUCCAGAGACCCGGCGACGUUGGGAACAAUCGCGAUAUCUAUAACUCGAAGAGCAACGUUAAAGUGACCGCGACGUCUCACGUCGACAGUGAGACCAACGAGAUCACGGAGAAACUGUCCAAUAUUACUCGACAACGAAAGCUCAACGGGACGACCUUCCACAGUAGCCGUAAUUUCGACAGAUACAAUCUCGAUACGAAUUUCGGUAACGUGUUUGUGGCCCUGAGGAGAACGAGCAUCGGCGACAGCGAGACGUCCGACAGACGGAGGGAUUCUCGAAAGUAUUCCCACGAGCGAACGGCGAUCGAGGAGAGGUUCAGCGGGGAGAGGAUCGGCAAGAGGUUCUCCGCCGGCGCGGAGGAUAUGGACUUGACACCCCCGUGGCGGCGGUCGCGAGUGAAACGAUCCUUCGGCGAGACCAGUAGGGACGUUCCGCGGAUAUCGAAUUUGCGGGAUCUGCACAAAAAUCUGAAUCUGGACGAGCCGGGCAGCGCCAAGGACCUGCUGUUGCACUUGCUAGGCGAAUGGGAUGAGGUCACCACGACCGGCGGUGUUGGCGCCGGCAGGAAGUCCGUGAGCCUGGAUUGGUGCGCGGCCGACACGAUCGCCAGGAAGACGAUGAACUCGUUGGCGGAGUACUUCCAGUCAAAGCAAAAGGAAACAAAAUCUUCCAACGUCGCGUCAUCCACGUCGCCGUCGAUAUAUCGUUGAACGAUACGUCCGUCUCGCGCUCGCUGGCACUUGCGAAUUUCGUGGAUCGGUCGCAGACGGAUCAGGAAAAUGCGCUGACAUUAACAAUCUCUCUUUGUUUCUUUCCGAUCAUGAACUUCAUUUCGGAACAGUUAGGCGCUCAAGAUAAAAUACACGUCAAACGCCUGGGGCAAUAAUAUAUUUGGUAGAUGAAUUAUAAAGAUUAAUCUAUGAAAAUGCGAACCUUCGAUUUUUAAAGUUGGAAAUUGAUUUUAUAAUCAUUCAACCUCUUCCAGUUUAAUUAAUUUAUUCCUUAAAGUCUUGGAAGAGCGCUGUUACAAAUGACAAACAAGUAUAUUUCUUAUUUCUUAUUUAAAUAACUAUAAAUAAAUUUUUAAGUAAAUUUUUAAGAAGAG
This is a messenger RNA of Wasmannia auropunctata (little fire ant), 2856 nucleotides long. Its product is annotated as probable serine/threonine-protein kinase DDB_G0278901. The coding region runs from base 314 to 2461 and encodes 715 amino acids. Gene Ontology annotation, molecular function: ATP binding; protein serine/threonine kinase activity. The record is from RefSeq and is a predicted model, not a curated record. Gene Ontology annotation, cellular component: nucleus. NCBI's taxonomy places the organism in Eukaryota, Metazoa, Arthropoda, Insecta, Hymenoptera, Formicidae. The transcript is spliced from 8 exons. Gene Ontology annotation, biological process: protein phosphorylation; positive regulation of apoptotic process; intracellular signal transduction.